Molecule: messenger RNA, 1995 nt
Organism: Nymphaea colorata (pocket water lily)
Lineage: Eukaryota; Viridiplantae; Streptophyta; Magnoliopsida; Nymphaeales; Nymphaeaceae
Product: protein LNK1-like
Exons: 6
Coding region: 315-1640 (441 amino acids)
Biological process (GO): circadian rhythm; regulation of DNA-templated transcription
Source: RefSeq, a predicted model, not a curated record
AAACGAGUCUAUCGUGGAAGUAGUCGGCCCCUCGAUCACGCCUCCAACUCAUCGAGGUGCAGAGAAGGAACCACUGCAAGUUGUUGCUCAUCGUUGUGGCCGCCGUUCCAGCCUUGCCGCUCUGAAGUUGUUUGCUUUUGGGGUUUCGAGUUUCCAAGGAGGGAGGCAUCCUUUUUGGUUCUUGAUUGGGGAGUCGGAGCGGAUGUCGCAGAAGCUGCCGGAAGGAAUUUUCCGGGCCAGUUGAAAUCUUUCUUGUCCUUUUUUCUACCGUUCACCGUUCGCUAAAACUGGAAAGAUAUCCUGAAGUUAUUAGAAUGGACUGGUUCUUUAUCCAAGAGAAUGAUGAUGAGGCUGUUCCAGGGACUAGAGGAGCCCAGAAUGAAGCAAAUGGAAAUUAUAACUCAUCACCAGAAUGUUGGUCUCAAUGGAUUUCUGAUGAAGGUUCACCAAACAGGGUUAGUUUUGCACCCACAGAAAAGCUAACUGAAGAAUUGGUUGGUGGGCAAUGUGAAGGGUCGUUAUCUUCUGUAUACACAUGCAAUGGCAGGAAACAGUUUAGUGAUGAGGUAUUGCAGACAUCAUAUGCAAAUAAUGAAGAUUUAACUGCUGGUGCCCAUUUUGAACAGCAAGCAUCCGAAAUGGUUUCUUAUCACCAAAUGAUUAAUCUGGAUCUUCUGAGUCCCUCAUCAUCAGAGCUCUUAGUCAUGAACUGUGAUGAGAAAAAGUCAAGUGCUUUACAUGAGCAUGGACUUUUGGGUGAUAAGAAAGAUUACCAAUUUCAGUACCUGUAUCAGACUGAUGACAUCUUCCAGCAUCUGGUGUCUGGAGGAGAUAUCCACGAGGAUAAGAAUCAUGUGUCGUUUCCAAACAUGUCUCCAAUUGUGGAGUCUAGCUCAACGCAGUCUGAAAAUUUUCUCAGUGACAUGCUUGUUGAUUCUUUAAGCCUCAUGAAUGACUCGUCCAAUAUUACAGAUGUUUUAAACUAUUGGAAGUCAAGCACCACCUCUUUAGAAACAGCAAAUUCACCAGACAUUUGGGAAGAAUUCAACAUGGAGUUUAGCGACCAUCCAUCCUGUUCAACACUGGAUCUCUCAGACAGUACAGAAAAUGCCCCCACCAAAACGACUUUUAUGAGAAACAGUCAUGGUAAUGCAAGUUCCUUUCAGAGGUGCAUAACUAGGGCAUCAAUGCCCACCGAUCUGCAGCGAUUUGGUGAUAAUGAAGACACAAAGGCAGACGACGAAGGAUCGCUGGAAGCAACUGUGUUGUAUGAACUUGAGACCUCGAUGGCUCAGCUGAAUGCCAAGACCAGAAUCUGCUUUAGAGAUGCCCUGUACCGCCUGGCUAGAAAUUCAUGGCCACAAACUGCAGCCAAAGUUGCUGUCGACGAUAUAUGUAUCAACAGUAAUGGAGAAAGAGAAUUGGAGACGAAUGUCAUAGACAGAGCCAUUGCAAAGCUGUUGUUCAACAAUGUGGGUCAUGAUACUGCUCAGUUUUCAUUUCCAUCAAGUCAUGGCAAGAAAAGUGUCCCCAAAACUGCGAGGUUCCAUCAGAAGAGGAGACUUGCUACCCAUCCAUCAGUGGCAGAGCAUGAAGAUUCACAGGAGGAAUUGUCCGUGACCACUAUCAAUAGUUUUUGAAGUUAACAUCCACAGGUUUGAGGAAAAAUAAAAGCAGUGACCAGGUUUUGUAGUAAUCAGGUUUUACAGCCAGGGUGAAGAAGAUAGGUUCCAGAUUCUUGAAGCUGGUCUUAGUCAUGCUUCAUGAUCUGUCUUGUACUGUAUAAUGUAGGUCAAAUAAUGCUAAAUGACCAGGUGUUGAUUCAAGGGUUGACACAUUAGUCUAGAUCUUUAUGCAUAUGUAUUUUGUCAUUAAACCACAGUUUUGCUCAUUUUGUUCACAGGACAUAAAAUAAGUACCAUGUAAAUACGAACCCCUCUUAAGAAUUCUUGCAGUGGGUAUGAUAAUAUAGUGUUGAGAUUUUGACUUUCCUUU